Diaporthe citri is the source of this 1746-nucleotide messenger RNA. RefSeq lists its product as uncharacterized. The record is from RefSeq and is a predicted model, not a curated record. Bases 1 to 1746 code for a protein of 581 amino acids. The transcript has a single exon. NCBI's taxonomy places the organism in Eukaryota, Fungi, Ascomycota, Sordariomycetes, Diaporthales, Diaporthaceae.
AUGGCUCUUGGCUCAUCUGCCGCACUGAUCAGUUUUGGCACGUCUUCGCCCGCUGUCAUCUCUUCAAUACUUCCCUCUGGCGUCUCGCUGGGCACGUCCUCGCAAAUUCUGACGACCUACUCGGCCAUUGCUUUGAGCAGUCUAACUUUGACUGGCGUCACGGUCCUUGUUCCCCGUUCACCAACAUCGUGCUACUCACUCCCAACAGCUCCGGCUUCCAUGGAUCUAGUCGCCGUGGCGGUCACCCCACAAGACACGGUCGAUCUGUCCAAUCCCAUGUUCCUUUCGUUCGGAGAAAAUGGCACGAAUCCUCAGUACAUUGGGGCCUUCGCCAGCGGAGAGUCGUACACUCUAGACCUGUCACCAGACAAUCCCAUCAGUGGUCAGCUUGGAUUGCAAAUGCCAGGUGACAACGCGCUGGUCUUUGAAGGUUCGGGGAUUUCAUUGUACAAGGGAAACUGCAGCUUACUCUCGGAGGUUCUGAUCGACAACUUCUACAGCCAAGCCGGCGCCAUUGGUGGAGGUGCUGCGAAACGCGCAACAGACAUGAGUGUCGAGUCGAAACAAGACGCCCUCAAUUUUAGCACCUUUACAGUCGAUAUAUCUAUGGACAACUACUUGAACACGCCAGACUUCAGCCCCAGUCUCAUUUUCGGUAAUUCGUUGUGCACAGUGGUGUCCAGUGCCGCGGGAAAGAACACGGACAACAUCACGUGGUCUUGCUUGUAUCCUCCGCCCGAAGGUGGCGCGUCCACUUGCGCAGCCAAACUCAGCACGUGGCUCAGCGACAUCAACUCCCCAUCAACCGCACCUCAGAACACUACUGAAGUCCUGGGAACGCUGAGCCCAUUGCUGGCCUUGGCCGGGGACUCACUCACAGAGCUGUUCCCUGGCGCAGAUCCUGCUCUCGGCCUUGGCUUUGCAUUCAUGAGACAGGUUGAAGACGCACUCAAAGAGUCUGUUGGCGAUGUUGGAGCGGCGGCGUGCGACGUGAUGCACGGUUUCGACUCUGACGAUCUGGUCAUUGAGGACAGUGGUCCAUUAGGAACCAAGACGCUCGGCUCAUUCAUCACCGAGCCGCCGCCUUCCUUGGCCAUCAAUCUUGCCGCAUCUGCAACGGCAUCGAUCGUCGAACUGCCACGUCGCAAGGCAAAUCCGACCGACAAUUUCCUCCUGCAAAUCGCAACAGAUUUCAUGUCCCUUCUUGCGCCAUUCAAUUCAUGGCUUCAUGGUCUGCCAACACUAGGCAUUUUUGGAAUCGAGGAGACAGGCAUGGUGCAUAUUCCAAUGCCAACAACCGAUGACUCUCUCACGACCAUGACUUUAACGACGACUGUGGCGUCCCCACACAGUGUGGCUCAUAACGAAAUGCCCACGGUUACGGUUACGCAUGUCCUCGGUGAAGGAUGGUUUUCCCCAAGCACGUACGUGGUCGGCCCUGGCACAACGACAGGCCUGGAGUUCCCGGCCUUCGCCAUGCAUGGGAUUGCCAGUGACGGCAGUUCCAGUGUUUCUUCUUCCCUGAUCAGGCCAUCAUCAGCGAAUAUUAUUGACAACGUAGCAGCCGAUCUGGCAGCCAUGUAUGGUGACGCAGGCGUACGACCGGAAUGGCAUGCAGAUUGGCCAAGCCAGGUGCUUGCACAGGGCGAAGCCACGACCACCACGGGAGCCGCCAUGGGAUAUGACGGAAGCAUUGUUCUGGUCACGACGACUAUUACAGAGUUCAUGUGGGCCGCCGGCGACUGA